This is a messenger RNA of Serpula lacrymans var. lacrymans S7.9, 1059 nucleotides long. RefSeq lists its product as uncharacterized. The record is from RefSeq and is a predicted model, not a curated record. The coding region runs from base 1 to 1059 and encodes 352 amino acids. Gene Ontology annotation, molecular function: NAD+ binding. NCBI's taxonomy places the organism in Eukaryota, Fungi, Basidiomycota, Agaricomycetes, Boletales, Serpulaceae. The transcript is spliced from 6 exons.
AUGGAGGCCCCCACAUGUUCAGAAAACAAUGACCUAAGUACUGUAACGGCUGGCGCCCAAGGCUCGUCCCCAAGAUCACUGGAAGGCAACAACCUGAAAGCCGUAGCAAAGUACAUCAAGUCAGAACGGUGCCGCAACAUCUGUGUCAUGACAGGUGCCGACGCUCAAAUCCCUGAUAAAGGUGAAAUCGCCCCCGCCUCUGAGAUAGCCCGUCUUUCUGCUAACCUAAAGGGGUCUUUUCACGGUUCACUUCUUGCAGACAUGAACCUUCCGUACAUGGAGGCUGCGUUCGAGCGCGAUUUAUUCCUUCAAAAUCCACUCCCCUUCUUCGUCGCCGCCAAAAAGCUUUGGCCCGGCCAACGUCGCCCCACACUCACCCACGCAUUCAUCAAGCUCCUCGACUCCAAAAACCUCCUCCACACCAGUUUCACACAGAACAUCGACAUGCUCGAGCGCGCCGCCGGCGUCCCCCCCUCCAAGCUCGUCGAGGCGCACGGCUCGUACGCCGCGCACAGCUGCAUCGAGUGUGCGGCGCCGUACGACGGUGCCAAGAUGGAGGAAGCGGUGAUGAGCUUGGCGAUACCCCGAUGCGAGGCGUGCGGCGGCCUCGCGAAAUCUGACGUGGUGUUGUACGGAGAUCCGAUGCCCCCCGCCUUCUUCUCCUCCCUCCCCCGCAUCCUCCACUCCGACUUACUCAUCGUCAUGGGCACCUCCCUCGCCGCCCGCCCCUUCGCCGACCUCGCCGAGCUCGUGCGAGGAGACUGUCCGCGCGUGCUGCUCAACAAGGACGCAGUGGGCGAGUUCGAGAGGCCGGAUGAUGUCGUUCGUCUUGGGGAGUGUGAUCAACUGGUGAGGGUGCUCUGUAGGGAGCUGGGAUGGGAGGGGGAGCUUGAGGAGGCGUGGGAGGCAGUUGGGGGGCGUGUGGAUCGAGGGGGGGUGAUUGGUGUGGGUGCUGGAGGUAGCGACGACGAGGGGGGAAAGCUAUUCGACGGGGAACUCGAGAACAUAACACGCGGGAUUGAUAGCAUGCAUGGUUUGGGACAGGCAUGUCCUGCCUAA